AAUCUCUUCUCUUCAGUGAAAUUGGUGAUCUCUUAGGAGAAGAUGAACUUCAACUAGAUGUUGAGAAUGAAACCUAUGAAAGCAACCUUGGUGAUCUUGACUUUGAUUUAGAUUUGAUGUCUUGGGAUUCAGAUGCAUGGGAUAUUAUGAAGCAGACCCCAUCAGAUAUAGAGUGCAAAGCAGAACCUCUCUCACCAGCUGCUUCAACAGAUUCAGUUCCUUCUCCUUUACCUGUGGACUCUCCAGUACAACAUGUACCUGAAGGUGUGGAGUUUGGCACUAAUUCUCACUUAUCCACUGCAUCGUUAUAUGACAAACACAGCUCCAAAUCAUCAUUACUGCCAGAGCAAACUGAGAAGUCCCCACCUAAAACUACGCGUUGUUCAGCAAAUGGAUUGUCAAUGACCCUGAAACGAAGUAAUCGAGCAGCCUCAAAACCAUUAAUUCAGCCCAAGCCUCUGUUGGGAGCCUUCUGUGAAACUCAGCCUAGUCACCAGGCAAAAGCCAUUGUCAUUCCAGCUCUUCCCGCACUCCUGACCCUGCCUAAGCAGCAGCCAGUGGUUACAAUUCAGCCAGCACCUCCAAAAG
Molecule: messenger RNA, 588 nt
Organism: Thamnophis sirtalis
Lineage: Eukaryota; Metazoa; Chordata; Lepidosauria; Squamata; Natricidae
Source: RefSeq, a predicted model, not a curated record